UCAGGGCGCAUGCUCAGCUGAUAUUGUUCAACAACAAGUAUGGCGGAUGAUAAAAUUUAUUGUGGAACUUGGAAGAUUGUCAAAUGCAACUCACUAGCAGGAGGGAGUGAAACAUCGGGAAUUGAAGGGACAGAAUUUACGCUCGAUGAAGGUGGUGACGUGACAUGGAAGGUCCCUGAGAACACAGAACCUAUGCCAUUCUUUAACUGGGAAACAUACGAGGUUUUUCUGGGAAAUCCUCAUUAUCUUCGAUUGUUUGGUACUUUUGAUGGCCAUGUGAUUGAAUUCCAGGUGGAUCAACCAAAAGAGGAUACAAUACAACUUACGUACGAAGGGUGGUGUGUGCUGCAGUGUGAAAAGGUGUCAACAAAUGAUUCAAAGCAUGACGUUCCCUUCUCGUUCAUGUGUGCCUUAGAGGAAGGUUAUUUUUCUGAUAUGAUCAUAAAAGCUGCAGAUGGGAAAGAGUUUCUAGUCCACAGUACUAUUCUGAACCUUGGAAAUCCUGCGAUCCAGUGGGACCAGCAACCCUGUCCGCUUCAGGGGCUCCCGGUAGACGUUUUGUACGUUACUUUGUAUUAUCUUUACUGUGAGUGUCUCCCAGCUGGUCUUCAGGAAGAAACAACGAAGAGUUGUCUGCAGAAAGUUGCCCACCUUCCUGGCUUCACCCGUUUCGGAGAGUUGUGUGAGCUGUUCUUGAAAAAUGCUGCAUUAAAACAACAGAUCAUCAGUUUGGUAACAGACAUGCAUAACUGUGCUGGAAAGAUUAUCGACUAUUUUAGUGGCAAGGGAGGGACACAUGACGUUGCUCUUGAUGCAGUUAAUGGUCCCCUCUCUAGUAGUGGGGGUGCUAAUGGAGCUGAUGGGGACAACCUUGCUGCUAAUCCUGCUAGACUUUGUUAUAUUGUCAAGCAGGCAUUACGAGAAAGUGCAGUGGCGGGGGCAAAGCUGCUAAUACUUUGCGACUUAUUUUCACGGAGAAAUCACGAACUGUCGAGGGAAGAAAGACAUGAAAUAAUCAAGUAUUGUAAGUCUAGGUUACCAGUCUUUAUGAACCAGCUUCACAAGCUUUUGGAAGUAAUAAAACAGUCAUUUAGUAACUUGUCUGGGGGUGAAAGGUUAGACAUGGCACAUUAUCUAGUGCCAGAGAUUGAGGAAAUCCUGGACUCCUUAUUCCAGUUGAUAAUUGAAGGAAGAACAGCGUUAGAAGAGAUAAUUGACUUGUCUAGUGGGUCUGGAGAUAAGCCUUGUUGUUCUACUUCAGAGAGAGUUAAGAAGGGUAGUGUAGGUGAAGUUUUAAGUCGUUCUUUGAAAAAUGCCCUUCAUAUGAGAGAACUAAUGAAGCUUCGAAACUUCCAUGAAAAAGUUACCGUGGGUUUCAUGAAUCUCAUGAGGAAGAAAGAAAGUUUCACUGAUCUCACAACAAUGCACAAAACCAGAUCUGUUGCCAGAAACUUAGAACAGCUGAUUGAUGAGGUUCCAAUGUUCCUCUUAAGGAUUGAAGAGCUUCGAGCUGCUGUCGAUGACAAGUUAACUUGGAAAGAGUGGAAAUAUUUAUUUAAGUUGGGGACAUCUAAAGUUGCUUGGGUCUUCAGCAAGGUUGUGUCCCAUCGAGCCACCCUGCGGAGGAUUAUAAACCGGAUCAACAAGUUUGUUAGCCACGAACAGUUCACAAAGAGUUUAAUCCAUCUGGGUCUAUUGGAUGCCUCGGGGCAGACCCAAGGCCUGAACUCGGAUACCCAUUUUACACCAAAGAGUUCCAUCCACAAUUCCUCUCCUCUUGUUCCUCAAACAGCUGUUGUAGAAUCUUUAUGUCGGCCACCUAUGUCCAGAGAUAGUUCACUGGCCAAAAACUCUGUCCAGCUGCUGAAAAGUGGUAAAGGAACUGACGUGACUUUUCAAAUAAUCACAGUUCAAGAUUCAACAGACACAGUGAUUGACUAUACAGAAGGUCACCCAGUUGACCAGUCCACUGUUGAACAAGAAGUUGAAUGCCAUGAAAUUAAAGCCCAUUGUGUAAUCAUCGCUGCUCAGUGUGAUUGGUUCCGUCGAGCUCUUCUCAGUGGGAUGAGAGAAUCGAUAGAUAAAAAAAUUGUAGUCCAUGAUAGCAAUCCCACGUUAUUCAGGAUAUUUCUGGAGUACUUAUACGGUGGCCACCUAGAAACUAGCCAGCUGUCUACAGAACAGCUGGCUGACCUCAUGCAAUUAAGUGAUAGAUAUGAGAUGGAUCCUUUGAAGCAGUUAUCCGAAGAAGCACUCAAGGGUCACAUUGACGAAGAUUCAGCCUUGUUUCUUCUGAGUAUAGGAGACCAAUUUAAUGCUAAGACACUGAGGAAUGCAGCCUUGGAAUUUAUUGCUCUGAACAAAGACAUCAUUAAAAGUGACGUGUUUUAUGAUCUUCCUGAAGAUCUUCAGUCUGAAGUGGAAGAGAUGAUUACUUGGGUCGAACUUCGGAAUUCCCAGCGAAGUGACGAGUUAUCGUGUCCUCAGUACCUAGGCGCAGAUAGCCCCAGCUCUAUGUCCUCCAGUCUCCUUGAUAUCGAGGAACUUACUUCAGCCAUCAAUAUUUCUGGAAAAGAGCCGGAAGCGACUUCUGAUUCGAGUUCCGUCGAAGAACUUCCGUUGACCCACGACUCUGCCCAGUUAGAGGCCUGUGUUGCCCAGUUACGUGACAUUGUGGGCGAGUCUGUACCUCAAGAACAAUUAGUUCGCAUUUCCCUAGCAGCUGAUUAUGACGUAAACCGAGCCCUCAAUUUUUUCUUUUCCUGAGUCUGAUCGUUUUUUAGUCGCAUGUGUUGUUUGGUUGUUUCUUUGUUAGUUUGUGUUGGCCAGCCCAGAAUGGGUUUGGGUGCAGAUCACACCUUGUUAUUAAUAAUUUUGUUACCUACUCCUAGAAUACAGUGCUGGUCCGCUGUAGGUGUGUAAACCGAUGUCACCAGCCGAAGAUUCCAGCCCUCCUUAUGUCCAUAGUCAUGAUGGCAUACUAACUGUAUAGAUACACCUCACAGCUGUAAAUGUAUUACUUGUAUAAAUAGAUUCUCUUCUAACUAUUAGCUUUAUUCUCUUUAGUUUCAGAUACCUGGAACAAAUUUGAUUCUAAACUGUUUUUUUUUUUUUUGUGGCAUCUUUAUUGGAGGAAAGCAAAUGAUAGUAUUUUACAAACUUUAUGUUAACUCUUGGUGCUGUUACCCGUUAACGUCCUACAAACUUUAACUCUUAAGAUUUAAAUUCCAUUAUCACUUUUAUUUAUUAACACUUGUUUUUCAACUUUAUCUUCACUAUCAACCACCAGCUGAAAGGUUUAAUGUAUAGUACUUGUUAAUAACUCUCUAAAAAAACAAACAAAUAUAUAUAUAUAUAUAUAUGUAUGUAUGUAUGUAUCUUUUGACUUUAAUAAUAAUUGGAUCUCUGUGUUUUGUACGUUCUAGUUUUACUUCAAAGCCAUUCUAAUAUUACCACAAGUUUUCAGAUAUUUGCAAGAUUCUUCUUACUUGUGUUCGGAUUGCUGUUUUGUUAGAUGUUCUCACCUUUAAUAUCAACAAUAAAGAGAGAAUAACUUCAAAAAUUUAGUGAAACCGGUAUAUUUUUAAUGCAAGUCCCAAGUUUCGUUUACGUAUGGGUAACAGACAGUAUUGUGUUGAUAUUAAGUAUACUGGUUUUGUCUCCAACUUUGAUACAUAUAUCUUAAAAAAUUGUGCUGGGUAUGGCUUACAUUACUUUUUAUAAAAGAUAAAAUUUCUAAGAUGACAGACAAUAUUAUUUCUUUACUUCUCCCACCUGUGCGACGAGAGAUAGUUUUGAAUUUUGAGCAUCAUGAAAAAAAUGCAUUUUCAGGAAGAAACUUAAAAUUUUCAUAUUUGUUCAAGCAUUUUUUUAUUUUAUUUUUUGUGUGUGUGUGGGUUCAUUUAGAGAAGGAUCAGAAUAUUGGUGUUACAUGAACAUUCCAAUAACAUACACUUAAAGUUUGAAUAGUUAUGUGAUUUCAGCAUUUUAGGCAACCAUAAUGCAGCAAGUUGUAUUUUUUGAUCAAAAUUAAAAGCUUGGUAGGAUAAUAAAAUAACAGUCAUUAUCUUCUUUGAAAAUCAAGUAAUAGUAUGGUGGCAGUUUUAGAAAUAUUGUGUUAGUUCCAAGUGAAUCAAAAUAUGGUAGUGUGACCUUUUAAUAGUAGGUGUCAGUUUGUUUGUAAGGAAAAAAGCUAUUAUUUUCUAAUUAUUAAAACACAGGAAAGUUUCCAAGGAUAUCACAAAAGUUUAAUUGAGUUAGUGUGUUUAAAUUUAAUGGAAAUCCUCAAAACUUUAUAUCCAGCAACCACUCUUUCUCCUCACUCUUCUGGAAAGUAUUCAUUUUUAUCAAAAGGAAUAUGAUACUGAUUAUGUGACACUUUGUAAUGCUGCAACCAGAAACCUUCGUACAAAAUAAUAACUGUAAACAUUUAAAUUGAGAGGUAAUUAACCUUCCUGGUACUGUGUGAAAACCUGUAAACAUUUAAAUUGUGAGGUAAUUAACCUUCCUGGUACUGUGUGAAAACCUGUAAACAUUUAAAUCGUGAGGUAAUUAACCUUCCUGGUACUGUGUGAAAAUGUCACAUUUACUCUGUCGUCACUUUUUCUGUUAUUUUGGAUGGGUGCUAAAGACGUCAGUGUCACUUUAAUAAUGUACCCACUUUGUCAUCAGGUCUUUCUGUUGAUUUUGGGAUGAGUGCUGUAGGCAGUAGUGGGAUAACUCUGUAGUGUUAGUUCAAUAAAUCCUUCACUCCAAAGUAA
Molecule: messenger RNA, 4760 nt
Organism: Limulus polyphemus (Atlantic horseshoe crab)
Lineage: Eukaryota; Metazoa; Arthropoda; Merostomata; Xiphosura; Limulidae
Exons: 22
Coding region: 40-2766 (908 amino acids)
Biological process (GO): regulation of proteolysis; proteasome-mediated ubiquitin-dependent protein catabolic process
Cellular component (GO): cytoplasm
Molecular function (GO): ubiquitin protein ligase binding
Source: RefSeq, a predicted model, not a curated record